UUGUUAUCCAGGACACUUUUUCUACCGUCUGCCAAGUUCAGCUUGCACGCGGCUACCGCCGGUGCACUCUUUGGUCUCUCGUCUCACCUCAUCUCGUGGGAGUCUCGUCUCCUAUCACUCAACUGGGACUGGAAUUCGAUGCAGCCACGAGCCAUACUCAACGGACUGUUAAAACAGUGCCUGAGAAGCAAGGAGUCGAAUGGCGGUACGGAACGAGGUGAAAUCGAUGGCAAGCCGGAGAUUCGGCGGUUCGGCAGCUCGCACCAUCGUCCGUGUCCGUGUCGGCGGUGCUUUUCGACUCCGUGUGACGGUCGUAAAACUGUCACAAGUGCGUUACGUUCGACGCUACGUGAGGCUGUCCGACGGUUCACCACAGCAGUUUACUCUGAUCGUUUCAAUUUCUCACGAACUGCUGCCUUCGACUGUCGUCUCUUCGUCUACUGGUCGCUUCCUUCCGGUCUUUGCGGUCCCACCAUCAUGAUUGACGCCUUAAACAAUAAUGCACAGGUGUCCUCGAUAUCGUGA
Soboliphyme baturini is the source of this 525-nucleotide messenger RNA. The record is from the annotation of a GenBank genome assembly. Lineage: Eukaryota; Metazoa; Nematoda; Enoplea; Dioctophymatida; Soboliphymatidae.